Messenger RNA from Enhydra lutris kenyoni (northern sea otter), 2670 nucleotides. Its product is annotated as family with sequence similarity 110 member B. The transcript has 5 exons. The coding region runs from base 757 to 1869 and encodes 370 amino acids. The record is from RefSeq and is a predicted model, not a curated record. NCBI's taxonomy places the organism in Eukaryota, Metazoa, Chordata, Mammalia, Carnivora, Mustelidae.
CGGGUCAGCUCUCUAUCCGUGGCCCCGCCGAGGCGGCGCGAGGACUAGGCGCCCCCUGCGGCCCGCGCUCGGCCCUCCGGCGGCGCCGGCGGCCCGGACCCCCUUCCUGGCUGGCCCGACCUUCCUCCCUGCAGUCCCCGGAGCUUGGAGCCCGGCUGGGGCCGCACCGCCCGGGGCCAGGGAGCGCGGCCGAGAUUCCUGUUUGUCUGUCCUACCAGUUCACACUGUCCUGGAAGGCUGGUGUCUCCGUGUUCCUGCCAGCUCAGAAAUCCCCAGUUGGACAACAAGAGCACCUACCCUGUUCUUUCUGCAUCUUGAAUUGAACGUUACCGGGACUCUUGGAGGUCUGAAAGGGAAAUAAAAGAUAUUACGUGCUGCUGAGACUAGCUGGAGGUAGAACAGACCCUCUGUGACACCUGCCUCCGGUCCGUAAUACUCAUCCCUCUCUCAACUCUGCCUGCAGUUGAGCACAAAGACCUGGAGGAGACUCCCACAUCCUUCGGGGAGAAGAAAGGAGGCAGCUAAGCAGAUUAAAGGAACUUGUGGCUUGUGGCCUUUCGGAAAGGGGGAAAGUGAAUCAGAGGCCCGGUGGCAGUUAAUGAGCUGUGAGAUGAGGCGCCUCUGCUGCUGCUGCUGACACCCAGAUUCCAGGCUCCGUCCGCUGCCCUUUGUGCUUCGUGUACAUGUGUCUAUUCAGCGUAUCCGGAGGCGCCCAAACCAGAAUCCAACACGGCUGCCGGGGAGAGACCACCCACCAUGCCCACGGAGACCCUACAGACAGGUAGCAUGGUGAAGCCGGUCAGCCCCGCGGGCACCUUCACCUCGGCGGUCCCCCUGCGCAUCCUCAACAAAGGGCCCGACUACUUUCGCAGGCAGGCCGAGCCCAACCCCAAAAGACUUAGCGCCGUGGAGAGGCUGGAAGCGGACAAGGCCAAGUAUGUGAAGAGUCAGGAGGUCAUCAACGCCAAGCAGGAGCCCGUGAAGCCGGCCGUGCUGGCCAAGCCCCCGGUGUGCCCGGCCGCCAAGCGCGCCCUGGGCAGCCCCACGCUCCGGGUGUUCGGCAGCCAUGCCAAGACCGAGAGCGGCGUGCAGAGGGAGAACCUGAAGCUCGAGAUCCUGAAAAACAUCAUCAACAGCUCCGAAGGCUCCAGCUCGGGCUCGGGGCACAAGCUCAGCACCCGGAACUGGCCGCCCCACCGACCAGACUCCACCGACCUGCACCGGCACUCCUUCGCCGAGUCCCUGAAGGUGUACCCCACGCAGGGCCGCGGCAGCCCGCAGGAGGGCGGCUCCCACGUGGGCAGGAGGCUGCUGGAGCAGUCGGCCGAGUCCUUCCUCCACGUCUCCCACAGCUCCUCGGACAUCCGCAAAGUGACCAGUGUGAAGCCUCUAAAAGCGAUCCCCUGCAGUAGCUCCGCCCCUCCCCUGCCUCCCAAACCCAAGGUCGCGGCCAUGGCCACCGUGAAGUCUCCGGAAGCCGAACCGGUGGAACCGGCCUGCGGCGUCAGCCGAAGACCCUCGCUCCAGCGGUCUAAGUCGGACUUGAGUGACAGGUAUUUCCGCGUGGACGCGGACGUGGAGAGGUUCUUCAACUACUGUGGACUGGACCCCGAAGAGCUGGAAAACCUUGGAAUGGAAAACUUUGCAAGGGCUAAUUCCGACAUCAUAUCCCUCAACUUCCGUAGCGCAAGCAUGAUCAGCUCAGACUGCGAACAGUCUCAGGACAGUAACAGUGACCUUAGAAAUGAUGACAGUGCCAAUGACCGGGUGCCAUAUGGCAUUUCUGCCAUCGAAAGAAAUGCUAGGAUCAUCAAGUGGUUGUAUAGCAUCAAACAAGCUAGAGAGUCACAGAAGGUCUCCCACGUGUAAGACCGAGUGCGUGCAGAGGAGGGAGGGGUGGGUCUCUGUCUGUACAUCCGCAGUCGUGAAGGUUGUGAGGUCUCCUUGAAGUGUUGUGAGCUUCUCCACUCUCUUUGUGUUGCUCGUUGUGCAAUGUUUCCAAGUUGCAUGCCUGUCAACAUGGGGACUGACCUGGCUUCCACGUCAACCAUCGCUGCAGAGCCUGACUGAACACAACGUCAUCUGCCAAGAGUUUCAGGCCAGAAUCCGGUUAGGGCUUCAAUCUUAAGCAAAACUGUUUACACGAAAAACGGUAUACAACUUCUUCGAUAUUUAUGUGGUGUGUUUUUAUAUCCCGCGCUCUUAUGUCUUAAUUAAAGGUUUUAUCAACUGGCUUUUAAGUUGAGAGUAGAAUCUUUUUGAAAUAAAAAGCCAAUUUGCCUACAUGUGAGCCCGAAACAGUGGGGAAAAUCCAUGGGAUCUGCUACCAAACAGAUACAGUGACUGACCUAAGCUAGAGAACCAGGCUGGGUUUUCUGAGGAAGAAAGCGGUGAGCCUGAUGUUAAUCAUUUGCGAUUGGAAUUCUCCUGCCACUUACUAAAGUAGUGGUUAGGGCAACAGUGCUACGUUUUGUGUCCAAUUAAGUGUGUAAAUGUUGGUGCUUCUGUGUAAUACCCCAAGGAAAGACAAUCAGAAACAAUGAAGGUGAUUAAAUCUAGGAGUUUGGGGGUUGGGGUUUUUGUUGAUGUUCUGAUUUGGGUUGAUUCCGAAAUUUCUACUAUUAAUCUUAUGACGGGAAUGACCAUCCUAAAGCUGAUACUAAAUGUCUU